AUGAUUGGCCUGGGCGAAUCGAUGGAAGCCCAGGGACUUGAGCAUAUUCCCGGCUUCAACAGCGGCAAGCUCCUGGGAUACGGCGCUAUUACCUCGGCCGUGGACCCGAAGACGGCCACUCGAAGCUCCUCCGAGACGUCGUUCUUGCAGGCCGGCGCGGAGAAAUCCGGUUUCAAGAUCUAUCCCAAUGCCAUGGCCAAGCGCAUCCUGUUCGAUGACGACAAGAAGGCGACGGGUGUUGUGGUGGAGGGCAACUCCAAAAUUCACACCGUGCAGUGGACUCUCUCAGCCAGGAAAGAAGUCAUUCUCACGGCUGGUGUGUGGCGCUCACCCCAACUUCUCAUGGUUUCCGGCGUUGGUCCUUCCGAGACCCUUUCCCAGCAUGGGAUUGAUGUCGUUGCCGAUGUGCCUGGUGUUGGACAAAAUCAAUGGGAUCAACCCUUCCAGGCUCACAUCUUCAAGGUUAAUGUGGAGACUAACUCGCAGAUCGUUGCCCAUAACCCCGAGGUUCUCGCAGCAGUCGCAGAAGAGUACCUUUCUAACCAGUCCGGUCCCCUCUCCUCCAUUGGUGCUACUCAGGCUGUCGGUUACGAGAAGAUUCCCUCGGACGUCCGCAACCGAUUUCUCAGCAAUGCCACCCAAGAGCUAUUGGACAGCUACCCAUCUGACUGGCCUGAUAUCAACUUCCUCGGCCUGGAGAGCUCCGCAGUUCCCGAGGAAAUCGGCCCAAAUGAAUACUACCUCCUGAUCGGCUCUACCCUGUAUUCGACCGCGGCCCGCGGCAACGUAACCAUCAAGAGCGCCGACACCCUCGACGCCCCCAUCAUCAACCCCAACUGGCUCGGAGAUGAGCGUGAUCUCGAAAUGGCUGUGGCAGCCUUCACGCGCCUCCGUGAGAUUGCAUUGAACAGCACCAUUGUCGAGUCGGCCUGGAGCCCCGGCCCAGAAGUCAAGACAAAGGAGGAUAUCAUCAACUGGAUUAAGAACAACAUGAGCCUCACCUACCACGGCGCCUGCACCAACAGAAUGGGUGCCGCUGACGAUGCAACCGCUGUGAUAGAUACUAGAGGACGGGUAAGGGGUGUAAAGGGACUGCGCGUUGCUGAUGCGAGUGGAUUUGCUAUCCUGCCGCCCGGCUACCCCAUGGCCACCACCUACAUGUUUGCGGAGAAGAUUGCUGAUGCGAUCCUGAACGACAACUAA
Messenger RNA from Colletotrichum truncatum, 1203 nucleotides. RefSeq lists its product as uncharacterized. Gene Ontology annotation, biological process: secondary metabolite biosynthetic process. The record is from RefSeq and is a predicted model, not a curated record. Lineage: Eukaryota; Fungi; Ascomycota; Sordariomycetes; Glomerellales; Glomerellaceae. Gene Ontology annotation, molecular function: oxidoreductase activity, acting on CH-OH group of donors; flavin adenine dinucleotide binding.